AUGGCGGCCCCGGGGAGCCUAGAGAGGCGCCUGUCGGUGCACCAGACCGGUGCAGACGACGACUUGGACGCCCUCUCCCGGCCGAUCCUCACCCGGCGGAAGGACUUCAUCGAUAAGGAUGAGGAAGCGCGGAAAUCGCCCAACCGGGUCCUUUAUUUCAGGCGCAACGCUGACUACGAUCGCCUGAUCGAGGCGUGCGGGCGCAAACUCCGUGAUAACCCGCGUAACGUCCGUGCCCUGCUGAUCAGGGCAUCGUCAUACAGUAAAAAGGGCGCGCUGCAGGAGGCCCUCGACGACUACGGCGCCGUGCUGCGCCUGGAGCCGCGCAGCGUCGACGCGCUGUACCACCGCGGCGCGCUGCACGAGAAGCUGGGGGGCCUGGACGACGCGAUCCGCGACUUCUCGGCGGUGCUGACGCUGGACCCCAACCACGUGAAGGCGGGCUACGCGCGCGGGGCGUGCCGCAACCUCAAGGGCGACUUUUUCGAGGCCAUCGAGGACUACCGCUAUGCGCUGGAGCGGGACCGGAAGCCGCAAAAGGCGCGGCGUCCCAGCCUGCGGGAGGGCCUGCUCUCAAGGGGCGCGCUGCCAUCGGGGAUGGGGUCCCUUACCAUCUCAACAGCCAACAGCGUCACCACCAGCAGCGAGUUCGGGUCCGGCCUGGCCUCGGGGCGCGAGGAUGGUGCCGCGCUCAUCAGCGGCGGGCAGCCCUUGCCCGGCGGCAUCCUCAGCAGCAGCAGCAGCAGCGGCCACCCCCGGCCGCGUCCUGGGCAACAGCAGCAGCAGCAGCAGCAGCAGCAGCACCACCAUCAGCAGCAGCGGCGCCCCAGCAACGGGCACGCGCGGGACGGCGGCGGCGGCGACUCCGUAUUGUGGUCAAACCAGGCGUUUGACUCGGCGCGGGCAGCGCCACACGACUGCGGCAGCCCAACCUGCAGCUCGCCCCACAUGUCGCGGGACGCGUCAUACGCAAACUUGGCAGGGGCGACUGCGGCGCAGCUGCUACCUGGUGCGGCAUCUGCAGCAGCAGCAGCAGCAGCAGCAGCAGCAGCAGCAGCGGCAGCAGCGGCAGCAGCGGCCGCGGCCGGCGGCAGCAGCGGCUUCAGCAGCGGCGCCCUGGGCCAGGUGCCACACCACCAGCAGCAGCAGCGGCAGCAGCACCAACAGCAGCAGCAGCAGCAGCAGCAGCCGCAGCAGCCGCAGCAACAGCAGCAACAGCAGCAGCAACGUGGCGUGGAUCCUGCAACCAGGUCCAAGCUCGCGGAGCAGCACCACGCGCGCGGCUACGCGGCGCGCAAGCAGGGGCGGUUCGACGUGGCGGUGGAGGAGUACUCGCGGACGCUGGCGCUGGAGCCAGGCCACUUCAAGGCGCUCUUCAACCGCGGGUUCAGCUACGACAAGCUGGGCCAGUAUGCCCUGGCGGUCAGCGACUACUCCGCCGCCCUGGAGCUCUGCCCCGACAACAGCUUCGCGCUGUACAACCGCGGCAUCACCAAGGACCGCAUGGGCGACUACCCCGGCGCCGUCGACGACUUCACGGCCGCGGCAGCGCUGGACCCGACAAACGCGGACUUUUACCACAACCGCGGCUUCUCGCUGCGCAAGCAGGGGCGGUUCGAGGCGGCGAUCCUGGAUUACACGCGGGCGAUAGAGCUGAACCCGGGGCACUGCCGCGCGUACUACAACCGUGCGUUCAGCAGGGACCGCCUGGGCCGCUGCGAGGAGGCGAUAGCUGACUACACGCAGGCGCUGGAGAUUGAGCCGGGCAACCCUGCUGCCCUGCACAACCGCGGCAGCCUGUACGAGCGGCUGGGAAGGCUGCAGGAGGCGCUGGUGGACUUUGACCAGGCCGUAGCCAUGGACGCCAGCAGCGCCCUCAGCUACAGCUCGCGCGCGCUGCUGCUCGAGCGCCUGGGCCGCCCGGACCGCGCGCUGCCGGACCACGACCGCGCGCUGGCGCUGGAGCCCGCAAACAGCGCGUACCUGAAGCACCGCGGCCUGUGCUGCAGGACGCUGGGGCAGUACGCCGCCGCGAUCGCGGACUUCACGCGGCUGAUUGACCUGUUGCCUGACGACGCCUCUGGCUACAGCAACCGCGGCUACGCAUACCGCAAGCUCGGCAACUACACCGCCGCCGUCGACGACUACACCGCCGCAAUUGCGCGCUGCGGCAGCACCGUGCGGCUGCACAACAACCGCGCGUACUGCCUGGCCAAGCUGGGCAGCUACCAGGAGGCGAUUCAGGAUUACUCGUCCGUCCUGGAGAUCGACGCGGCCAACGUCCACGCAUUCCACAACCGUGGCAUCUCGUACGACAAGCUUGGCCUGUUUGAGCAGGCCGUCGCCGACUUCAACACAGUGAUUGAGAUGGAGCCGACCAACAGCGUGGCGUACUUCAACCGCGGCUCCACCUUUGACUCCAUGGGCGCGCACGAUCAGGCGGUGGCGGACUUUGGGCGUGCCCUCGAGCUGGACCCUGGCGCCCGCACGCCUGACCCUGCGGCCGGCGACGGGGCGCAAGAGCAGCUGUAG
This is a messenger RNA of Monoraphidium neglectum, 2532 nucleotides long. Its product is annotated as TPR repeat-containing protein. Lineage: Eukaryota; Viridiplantae; Chlorophyta; Chlorophyceae; Sphaeropleales; Selenastraceae. Gene Ontology annotation, cellular component: cell outer membrane. Gene Ontology annotation, biological process: receptor-mediated virion attachment to host cell. Gene Ontology annotation, molecular function: protein binding. The transcript is spliced from 9 exons. The record is from RefSeq and is a predicted model, not a curated record. Bases 1 to 2532 code for a protein of 843 amino acids.